Messenger RNA from Caretta caretta (loggerhead turtle), 3966 nucleotides. RefSeq names its product fem-1 homolog B (gene FEM1B). Lineage: Eukaryota; Metazoa; Chordata; Testudines; Cheloniidae. Gene Ontology annotation, molecular function: protein binding. The record is from RefSeq and is a predicted model, not a curated record.
GGACAGCCUGAGAGAGUCGCGGCUGCUGGCCCUUGCGGGGCUCCGUAGCUGGGGGGGCGGGGCUCCACCCUGUCACUCCUGGGAGCUCCCGCUCUCCGAGUCCCUGUCCCCCAUCCAGGGUCCCUCCGGGUACCCGUAGUGAGGUCGGGGCGCCGUAGCGAGGGGAAGGGCCGGACCCCCCGCCCUUCCUGGGUCCCUGCCUCCCCCAGGCCUUCUCUGGGGGCCUGUAGCGAACGGGGGGUUCCCGCCCCCUCGCCACCCUCCUGGGUCCCUCCCCCACCAGGCCCCACCUGGGGAGCUUUCCUGGGGGGGCUCCUUGCCCCCCAGCCCCCGUGGCCCUGUCGGGGGGAGUGGGCGCCGAGCCCCACAGCGGUGGUUGCCCUCGGCUGCCCGCCCGCCAUGGCACGUGGCACUCUGAGGGGCUGGAGAAUGUGGCACUGACAGGGCGUCCUGGGGGCUGUGGGUAGUGGUGGAAACUUGGGUCACCCUGCGCUGGUGCUGACCCUGAGGGGGCCGGCUGGGCUCUGGUCAGGGCCUGCCCGCAUGUGCCCCCCGCCGUGGACCGAUUCAGGACGGAGGAGGAAGAGACUUCCCUGGCCUUGGCACCAGCUGCAGCUGGCAGGCCUGAAGGUGGCGGUGGCAGCAGGAGGAGAAGUUGGGAGGAGGAGAAGGCCAUGGAAGGCCUGGCCGGCUAUGUGUACAAGGCGGCCAGUGAAGGGAGAGUGCUGACCCUGGCUGCCCUGCUGCUCAACCGCUCCGAGAAUGACAUCAGGUACUUGCUGAGCUACGUCAGCCAGCAGGGUGGUCAGCGCUCCACGCCCCUUAUCAUCGCAGCCCGUAACGGUCAUGCCAAGGUGGUGCGCUUGCUGCUAGAACAUUACCGGGUGCAGACCCAUCAGACUGGCACGGUCCGCUUCGAUGGUUAUGUCAUUGAUGGAGCCACAGCUCUCUGGUGUGCAGCAGGAGCCGGACACUUUGAAGUUGUCAAACUGCUAGUUAGUCAUGGAGCCAAUGUGAACCACACUACUGUGACCAAUUCAACUCCGCUGCGGGCUGCAUGCUUUGAUGGCAGACUGGACAUAGUGAAAUACCUGGUGGAAAAUAAUGCUAACAUCAGUAUUGCCAACAAGUAUGACAACACUUGCCUUAUGAUUGCAGCUUACAAGGGGCACACAGAUGUGGUGAGAUAUCUCUUAGAACAACAUGCUGAUCCCAAUGCCAAGGCACAUUGUGGUGCUACGGCAUUACACUUCGCAGCUGAAGCUGGCCAUUUAGAGAUUGUCAGAGAGCUGGUCAAAUGGAAAUCUGCAAUGAUGGUGAAUGGCCAUGGAAUGACUCCAUUAAAAGUAGCUGCUGAGAGCUGUAAGGCAGAUGUAGUUGAACUUCUUCUUGCUCAUGCGGAUUGUGACAGAAAAAGUAGAAUUGAAGCUUUGGAACUUCUGGGUGCAUCGUUCGCAAAUGACAGGGAAAAUUAUGAUAUAAUGAAGACUUAUCACUAUUUAUAUUUAGCAAUGCUGGAGAGGUACAGAGACAGUGAGAACAUCAUUGAGAAAGAGGUUCUUCCACAAAUCGAAGCUUAUGGAAACAGAACUGAAUGCAGAACUCCUCAGGAAUUAGAAUCUAUUCGGCAGGACAGAGAUGCCCUUCACAUGGAAGGCCUCAUAGUGCGUGAACGAAUUUUGGGCUCGGACAAUAUAGAUGUUUCGCAUCCUAUUAUUUAUCGUGGGGCUGUUUAUGCAGAUAACAUGGAGUUUGAACAGUGUAUCAAACUAUGGCUUCAUGCAUUGCAUUUGAGGCAGAAAGGUAAUAGGAAUACCCAUAAGGAUCUCUUGAGGUUUGCUCAAGUCUUCUCUCAGAUGAUACACUUGAAUGAGCCUGUUAAAGCCAAGGACAUAGAAAGUGUUUUGAGGUGUAGUGUCUUGGAAAUAGAACAAGGAAUGUCCAGGAUUAAAAGCAACCAAGACACUGACAUCCACACAGCCAUGGACAACUACGAAUGCAAUAUUUUUACCUUCUUGUAUUUGGUGUGCAUCUCAACCAAGACUCAGUGCGGUGAAGAAGAGCAAUCUCGAAUCAACAAGCAGAUAUAUAACUUGAUUAAUCUUGAUCCCAGAACUCGGGAUGGGUCCAGUUUGCUGCAUCAUGCUGUCAACUCCAGUACACCAGUAGAUGACUUCCACACAAAUGACGUCUGCAGCUUUCCAAAUGCACUUGUCACCAAGCUCCUGUUAGACUGUGGUGCUGAAGUGAAUGCUGUGGACAACGAAGGAAACAGUGCACUUCACAUCAUUGUCCAGUACAACAGACCCAUCAGUGAUUUUUUGACUUUGCAUUCGAUUAUCAUUAGUCUGGUGGAGGCUGGUGCUCAUACAGACAUGACAAAUAAGCAGAAGAAGACUCCUCUUGAUAAAAGUACAACUGGGGUGUCUGAAAUACUCCUUAAAACUCAAAUGAAGCUGAGCCUCAAGUGCCUGGCUGCCCGUGCAGUACGGAUCUAUAACAUAAGCUACCAAAAGCAGAUCCCCAGAACUCUGGAAGAAUUUGUGGAGUUUCAUUAGGCCACAUAAAAUCUUUCAAGGUGGUGCUACUCGGAGAAGACUUAAAUCACAGACAAUAGAAAACAUGUGCAUAGAUUAGUUUUCUCCACAUUUGUGUUUUUUUUCCCCUUUGCAUUCAGUCUUCAGCCUCUGUUCUCAAACAGAUCUUGGAAAAAAGCCACAUUGCUUGGAUGUAACUACAAUCUGGUGUCUGAAAAGGUGGUCACUCUUUUUUGAUAAUGGGCCAAUUUAUUUUUAAUCUUUUAAAAAACAAAAUGAAAACAAACACCAAAUGUAACAAGCACAAAAUAUUGUUUCAAAUAUGCCCAUUCAUUCAUGAGUUACAGCUGAGAAUGCUUUAAACAGCCACUUCAAAAGAUGUUUCUGUUAAAAAGCCCGUGCCACCACAUUAUCUCUGCUGCAAAUGUGUAGAUUUAAAAUUUUCUUGGGACAAGGAAGGAAAAAAAAGAAUUUAAAAGUGUCUUGUAGUUGGUGAUAAGUCCCAAUAUACAGAGCAAUCCAGGGCUCUCAUUUCUUACCACCUUUUUAUGCCAUUCAGUUAACACUGAAGCGAUCAGUAACAUUUUAAACGAUUCCUAUUCUUUUUUUGAAAUGCCAGCCACAAUUAUCGAUAGCUGUAGGAGUACGGGGAGGCUCUAUUAGGAAAUACAGGUUUAAAUUCAACUCUCUGAAUAUACUGAGAUAGUAAUUGUUGAAUAAUCAUGGUCUUCAUUUAUUCUAGCACAUCUGUCCAAAUAUCAAUCAAAUUUCUUUUUACGCAACAAGCCACUCGUUUAUAAAUAUCAUGCAUAGAUACCUAGAAAACGAAUUGUGUGUGUAUGUUCAUGGCCCCUAACAUUUCAAAUCGCUUUUAAAUUUUUUGUCAUUUUAAUGCUUAACAUUCAACAUUUUGACUCAGUUUUUAAAACUGCACUCCAGAAUUCCAAAUGCUGUGUCUUCCUAAUGGAGCAGUCUUUCAUCGAAGGUUCCCCUUUGCCUAGGUGUCUUCCUUUAAGUGUGGUGAUGAUGAUGAUCAGAACCAACUUUCCAAUAAGCAUGGAAUUUGUGUCCCUGACUCAGUUUAAAUUUUUUCAUGAUUUUUAUUCCUUUCAUUAUGAAAACUUAUCGUAAAAUUGUUUUUUUAAAUCAUCCUAUAAAUAAAAUGUUCUUUUAUGAUGAGAAGUAACUGAUUGUAUAAUAUCUGUUACUUGAGAAGGUACUUCUCCUUGGCAGAAGUUGCAGCAGUAAAAUGUCACUUGUUUUGACGGGCUACUGAAAAUUCUGUUUAUUAUUUUAAACAGGGCUUUUUAAUUGUCAGACAAUGAAAUAAUGUUCUGUAUUUUUUUAAAACAAUCUGAGUAGAACUUCAGGCAAGAUCUGGGCACACGUUUUCAUUUGUAUUUCAAAUAAAUAAACACUGAAUGUGAAA